GCGUUUGGAGCUCCAAGUAUAUUGACGCCUUUACCAGGUUUUUAAUAAGUGCCAGAGGAUCCAAACUAAUCCCAAGUGCCCAACAAUGCAACUCAACGAGCACCUGAAGAAAGUGAUGAAAAUACUGAUAUUUGCCUUCCUCUGCACCGAAAUGCAGACAACCUUUACUCAUCGCGAACUGACUAAACAACACAGCAUUGGCACAUCUAACCCAACAACUGGUGGCAAGCAGCACAGCAGAGCACCUUAUCAGGCCUCCAUACGGCUGCUGGAGCAGGAGAUGGAUUACUUUGGCAAGGGACAUAUCUGUUCCGGAGCGUUGGUGGGUCCAUCUGUUGUGCUCACCGUCGCCCAGUGUCUGCACAAGUCGGAUAGUGAUAGCUCUUAUCAUCCGGCGGAGCUGCGUGUUGUGCUGGGCAGCAGGCAGCGUUUUGCGCCGACAACUCAUGCUCAGGUCUAUGGAGUGACACACGUUUAUCUGCCGCCCAAGCAGCUGUCGAUUGCGAUACUGAUGCUGGAUCAGGAUGUGCCCGCUCAUCAAGCAGCCAUUCAGCCGAUUGCACUGCCUGUGGAUGCGCAGGUCUUGGAUGGGGAUGCGGCGCCGUUGCACAUCAGCAGCUGGGGACAGGCUGGCGAGGAUGGACACGAGCUGCACGAGAUGCUCACGUUGCGUGUAAAGGAGUCGUCCUGCCAGCAGCCGCAACAGCUGUGCGUCCUCUACGAUAACCAGGCAAUGCUGGCCGCAUAUGAACUGGAUGCAGGUGCUCCGCUAACCAAAUCGAAUCAACUGCUUGGCCUGCGCAGUGAGUCGACCGCUUUUGUCGAUGUCGCCAGUCACGUGGAGUGGAUCCAGGCCCAGACUGGCAAUGGUUGCAAUCAGAACAGCUCCAUUUAUGGCAUUCUGGGCUUAAUUGUCUUUACAAUCUAUGUGCUCAGUUGUAGUCGCAAGAGCUUCAUCUCCUGAGCUGGACGACAGUGAAGAGCAUUGAUGAUGAGGAGCAUUGGUUUAAUAGCUUUGAUUAGACAUUUAUUUUAUUUUAAGUUCAAAUGUGAUAAUCUCUAUUAGGGGUAUGCCAGAAAUGACAAACUUUUCUAGUUAAUAAUUGAAUCCAUCUGAUGUCUGUUCUAAGUAAUUGUAUCUGUUUCUAUUUUACACUUCAGAGACUACCCCUCAUAAAGAUAUGUGUUUUUUUUUUUUUACUUUUUUUUCAUUAGAAUAUGCAAAUAGAAUAACAAAUAUAAAUAUUAUAUAACUUGUUAAAGCACAUACAAAUUGACAAUUAUUAUUUUUAGAAUAGGUUGCCAAAGGCGACUGAUUAUACGUACUGAAAGCAAAAAUGUAUUUUAAGCUGUAAAAUAUAGGAGAACGGGACACUAUUUAAAGUGUUCAAGGAUUUGGACAAUCUGUACGCAAAAGUUGAAAGUCAUAUUUCAUAGCUCAUCACCAUCAUCAUCCCCAAAAAUGUGCAUCAUUAAUAUAAUUGAAGUAUAAUUGAACAGACUAAAA
Drosophila grimshawi is the source of this 1507-nucleotide messenger RNA. Its product is annotated as plasminogen. Gene Ontology annotation, biological process: proteolysis. NCBI's taxonomy places the organism in Eukaryota, Metazoa, Arthropoda, Insecta, Diptera, Drosophilidae. The transcript has 3 exons. Gene Ontology annotation, molecular function: serine-type endopeptidase activity. The record is from RefSeq and is a predicted model, not a curated record. The coding region runs from base 86 to 964 and encodes 292 amino acids.